UUCGCAUUAACUUGUUUGUUCGUCAUUGACAUCAUGAAAAACGUUGUGAAAUUUCUCGAACAUCUGCAUAGGAUUCUUUAAAAUUUACAGUUGCGAAAAUAUCGAUCGUAGAAUACUUCUCGGCUUUCUGAAUACCUACUCUUUCGAAAAAAAAUUUCUAAUGAAUGGACUCAACAAUCUCUAAAAGGCUAUUGCAAGGUGAGCUAAGCACAUUUCGCCUACGUUGAAGGUGUCAAAACACCGGUGACUAUUGACUGCGAACAUUGGUGGACUGAACUUGUUCACGCGCCAAACAUGUUGCUACGAGACACAUCUGACAUGCGACGAUUGAGGAAAAUUUACAAGUCCUAACAACUGAUAGUGACCUGCUGGUGUUUUAAUUUUUAAUAUUUGCAUCGUGAAGACAGAGAUCUGAUGAAUUUUCACCGCUAACUACCUGGGAUUUUAUUGGAAACAUUUAUCAUCUUUGAGUUGGCAUGCCCUAUUGGUGCGAUUCAACUCAUAUGUCAUAAUAUUUAUCAUCUGUGCUAAAGAUCAAAGGGAUUCGGUUCGAUAUCAUCGACUGGUACCACAAUAUUUCAUCUCAUUAAAUGGUGAAGCGGCAAUAUCUUUUAUAUCGGCCCAUGUACGGAAAUGCGCUUUAAACUUACUACUUUAUUCCAGUGAUUAUGGUAGGAGCAGAAAUGAAUAUUAACUCAAGCGAGGCACACAUUCAAUACCGUCCCAUCGAAGCGGCGUUUCAGGCGACAUCGCUAAUUUCAAUCAUGGUGGUAGCUAUUGUCGCCAAUACAAUGAAUAUUAUAGUAGUAUACAGAAAUUCGAACAUGCAGACGCCUCGAUAUAUGUUUAUUAUGAAUCUUGCUUGUGCCGAUUUGGGAGUAACUUUGUUAGCGAUGCCGUUUUCGCUCAUCACAUGCAUUUCGCGUGAAUGGAUCAUGGGGGAAUCGCUCUGCAAACUCCACGGAUUUUUAGGGUCUUUCUUCUUUUGUGUUUCAAUCUUUACGCUCACAAUUAUGAGCAUCGAACAAUAUUAUGUGCUGGUGAAACCGCUCGCACGUGCAAUCACGAUUCGCCGAGCAAGGUACAUGAUCGGAUUAGUCUGGAUUGCGUCGACAUUAGUUUCAAUGGGACCCGUGUUGGGAUGGGGACAUUUUGCUUACAAUUCAAGCACUCUCUCGUGUGGAGUUGCCUAUCCAAGGACGACAUUGGAGAGGCUUUACUUAUUAUUUCUCGUGCUAGUCGCAUAUGUUAUUACACUCCUAAUUAUGACGAUUGCUUACAUAAGGAUUUUUUUCGCAGUUCGCAAGCACACGAACAGAAUUGCUAAAUAUACAAGCGGUGGGCUUGAGGUAAUGAGACUUCAGCGAAGAAUCAUCUAUACGCUUCUAUUAGUUCUGAUGGUUUUUAUACUCUGCUGGUUGCCAUUUGUGUUCCUGAUUGUGUUAGCAACUCGAAACGUAGGCGUUUCCAAAUUGCCUUACGGGCUCGGCGUUGCGGCAUAUUGGUGCGGAUUUUGCAAUUCUUCGAUCAACCCCAUAAUCUUUGUCAUCAGAAACGAUCGCUUCCGGGAGGGAUAUCGCGAUAUUCUCAAUGAAGUUUGGUACGGCUUACGUUGUAAACGACCUCCAAAAUUAGGAAGGCUGCAAUUUAAAAAGACAUGGUAUUUGACCAAGCGAACGAGUACAGAAGAGCAAAAACCGCAUGUUGUGCUCCGGGCAAUUCCUUCGCUGACUGCCAUCCCGGAUGUAGAAUUAAUGUCUGAUCUCGACAAUGAUGAAAAUAGAGAAUCAUUUUCGCUGUGAAAACAAUAACAAGUAAAAAUUGGUAAUAUUAUACAUCGGUGAAUUUCCGCCAAAAAUAUUAAUUUACAAUGUGUGAAUUUAUAGAGUUUUCUGAAAGAAGAACCAUUGUUAAUCAAUUUUUAAGCCUGAAUGUAAAAUUUAACUUAUCAUGCACAUGAAUUCAUGUAAUUUUCCGUGAGUGACAGGUGGUGUGAAUAAAUUCUUAGAGCUGUCGGGUGAAAAAGCAAGAAAACGUUCAGUUUUGUUUGGCAAAUGAAUGACAACUUCUAUCC
Pocillopora damicornis (cauliflower coral) is the source of this 2074-nucleotide messenger RNA. RefSeq names its product tachykinin-like peptides receptor 99D. NCBI's taxonomy places the organism in Eukaryota, Metazoa, Cnidaria, Anthozoa, Scleractinia, Pocilloporidae. Gene Ontology annotation, cellular component: membrane. Gene Ontology annotation, biological process: G protein-coupled receptor signaling pathway. The record is from RefSeq and is a predicted model, not a curated record. Gene Ontology annotation, molecular function: G protein-coupled receptor activity.